Messenger RNA from Antechinus flavipes (yellow-footed antechinus), 3999 nucleotides. RefSeq names its product zinc finger protein 260-like. The coding region runs from base 481 to 2844 and encodes 787 amino acids. Gene Ontology annotation, biological process: regulation of DNA-templated transcription. The record is from RefSeq and is a predicted model, not a curated record. The transcript has 5 exons. Gene Ontology annotation, molecular function: RNA polymerase II cis-regulatory region sequence-specific DNA binding; DNA-binding transcription factor activity, RNA polymerase II-specific. Lineage: Eukaryota; Metazoa; Chordata; Mammalia; Dasyuromorphia; Dasyuridae.
GCAGGGAAGGAGGAGCUCUCAGAGAUGGCCAGCCAGGAGUGUGAGAGCUCCGGUUAGUGGGAGCCUGGGGUGGAGUUUGGAGGCCUGGGAGGAGUUUUGCUUGAUGGAGGGGCGGAGCAGGCAUCAAGCAGGAGAGGAAGUGAGAAUCCUUAAAUCCUGAUCCUGGUUGUGAUUGGAUGAAAGAGCUCAACCAUCCUAGGGGAGGAGCUCCUGGGACUAGGAAAUCCCUCCCAGAUUGGGUUGGCAGGAAGCAGGAAGUCUCUGAGCUAAGAGCCUGAUCUCUUCCCUGUAAUUCAGAUCUCUCUGCUUUUUUUCCCUUGGAGCUAUGAUCACUUUGUCGUCUGGAAGCCAGCCCUGUGCUUGCAGCUCCCAGGCAGGUCCGAGCCAAGAUCGCCCAUAUUUCCCAGCUUCUGUUGACUGCUUUUGCUAUUGGGUCUCAUUCUUCUCUUCUGACCUCUUGGGAGCCUGGAGCCAGAAGGAAUGUGCCCUGGAAGCCUCAGACCUCUUCCUCAGGAGUUGGUGACAUUCAGAGAUGUGGCUUUGGACUUUACCCAGGAAGAAUGGGGCCUCUUGGACGAUCCUCAGAAGGAGCUGUACAAGGAGGUCAUGUUGGAGAAUGCCUGGAACCUGCUCUCUCUGGGGCUUCUAGUUCCCAGCGAAUAUGUGAUCUCUUAUUUUCAGCAAAAAAAAUCCCAAUGGAUGCUGGACCAAGAAGGCCUGAGGAGCUGCUCUCCAGAAAGAGAAAUCAGACUUGAAACGAAGGAAAAUACUCCAGAGCUAAGUCUUCCUUUAGUAGAAACUUAUAAGCCAAAAUUCAUCAAUGAUGGUCCUGGUAACUUCUCUUGGAAAGAUAUAUGUAAUACACUUGAGAAAAUUCACAGUGGAGAGAAAUCUUAUGAGCAUAAUCAAAGUGGAAAAGUUUUCACAGAAAGGUGGGCUCUUACUGGACAUAAGAGAAAUCACAUUAGAGAGAAAUAUAUUGAAUAUAACCAAUAUGGAAAAAUUUUCAAAUAUAAAAAUAGUUUUCCUCUUUAUCAUAAAAUCCAUGCUGCAGAGAGACCUUAUGAAUGUAACCAGUGUGGAAAGGCUUUCACAAAAAAGGCACGUCUUACUAUACAUCAGAGAAUCCACACUGGAGAGAAACCUUAUAAAUGUAACCACUGUGGAAAGGCUUUUAGAGACAAGGGAACUCUUACUGUACAUCAGAGAAUCCACACUGGAGAGAAACCUUAUGAAUGUAACCAGUGUGGAAAGGCUUUUAGAGACAAGGGAGCUCUUACUGUACAUCAGAGAAUCCACACUGGAGAGAAACCUUAUGAAUGUAACCAGUGUGGAAAGGCUUUCACAAAAAAGUCACGUCUUACUGCGCAUCAGAGAAUCCACACUGGAGAGAAACCUUAUAAAUGUAACCACUGUGAAAAGUCUUUUACAGAAAGUGGAGCUCUUAAUAGACAUCAGAUAAUCCAUACAGCAGAGAAACCUUAUAAAUGUAACCAAUGUGGAAAGGCUUUUAUAGAAAGUGGAGCUCUUAAUAGACAUCAGAUAAUCCAUACAGCAGAGAAACCUUAUAAAUGUAACCAAUGUGGAAAGACUUUUAGUCAUAAAGGAAUUCUUACUGUACAUCAGAGAAUCCACACUGGAGAGAAACCUUAUGAAUGUAAUCAGUGUGGAAAGGGUUUCACAAAAAAGAUACGUCUUAUUGUACAUCAGAGAAUCCACACUGGAGAGGAACCUUAUAAAUGUAGCCAAUGUGGAAAGGCUUUUAGAGAUAAGGCAGUUCUUACUAUACAUCAGAGAAUCCACACUGGAGAGAAACCGUAUAAAUGUAACCAAUGUGGAAAGGCUUUUACAGAAAGCAGAAGUCUUAAUAGACAUCAGAGAAUCCAUACAGGAAAGAAACCUUAUAAAUGUAACCAAUGUGGAAAGGCUUUUAAACAUAAGGUAUCUCUUAGUGCACAUCAGAGAAUCCACACUGGAGAUGAACCUUAUAAAUGUAACCAAUGUGGAAAGGCUUUUAGAGACAAGAGAACUCUUACUGAACAUCAGAGAAUCCACACUGGAGAUGAACCUUAUAAAUGUAACCAAUGUGGAAAAGCCUUUAGAGACAAGGGAGCUCUUACUGCACACCAGAGAAUCCAUACUGGAGAGAAACCUUAUGAAUGUAACCAGUGUGGAAAGACUUUUAGACAAAGAGGAACUCUUACUGUACAUCAGAGAAUCCACACUGGAGAGAAACCUUAUGAAUGUAACCAAUGUGGGAAGUCUUUUACACAAAGUAGAACUCUUAAUAGACAUCAGAUAAUCCAUACAGCAGAGAAACCUUAUAAAUGUAACCAAUGUGGAAAGGCUUUUAGACACAAGGGAGCUCUUACUGUACAUCAGAGAAUCCACACUGGAGAGAAACCUUAUGAAUGUAACCAUUGUGGAAAGGCUUUUACACAAAGGGGAGCUCUUAUUGAACAUCAGAGAAUCCACACUGGAGAGAAACCUUAUAAAUGUAACCAGUGUGGAAAGGCUUUUACAGAAAGUAGAGGUCUUAAGAGACAUCAGAUAAUCCACACUGGAGAGAAACCUUAUGAAUGUAACCAAUGUGGAAAGGCUUUUAGAGACAAGGGAGCUCUUACUGUACAUCAGAGAAUCCACACUGGAGAGAAACCAUAUGAAUGUAACCAAUGUGGAAAGGCUUUUGGAGACAAGGGAGCUCUUACUGUACAUCAGAGAAUCCACACUGGAGAGAAACCUUAUAAGUGUAACCAAUGUGGGAAGGCUUUUACAAAUAGAGGAUUUCUUACUUUACAUCAGAGAAUCCACACUGGAGAGGAACAUUAUAAAUGUAACCAAUGAGGAAAGAGUUUUACAAAAAAAUGGAAUCUCUUACUCGACAUCAGAGGAUCCACUCUGGAGAAAACUCUUAUGAAUAUAACCAGUGUGGAAAGGCUUUUAGAGAUAAGGCAGUACAUCAGAGAAGCCACACUGGAGAAAAACCUUAUAAAUGUAACCAAUAUAGAAAGAGUUUUACAUAAAAAAUUGGAUUGGUUCUUGCCAGAUCUAUGAAGAAAGAGUUUUACAUAAAAAAUUGGAUUGGUUCUUGCCAGAUCUAUGAAGAAAGGUAAAAGCAUUAAAGUAAGGAGGAAAGUGACUUAGUAGAGUGCUAGUGCUUCCAUACUUAGCCUUCCAUACUGUAGCUAUAACACUACAUAGAGGGUGAGGAAGGAAAAAUAAAAGAUGACUAGGGAUGGCAGACAGCUUCUUAGCCAUAUUGGAUCCUUCUUUUCCACCUGGUCACCUACAUGCAAGGCAGUACAGUAUAAUGGAAAGAUCCCUACAUUUGAACUCAGAAGACAUGGGUUGAUAUUCUAGCACCGCUCUUUCUUAGAACUUCAAGUUAAGAAGCCUUUAUGAGCCUGAUAUAUGCCAUGCCUUGGCAUGUAGGAACCAAAAGAGAGUUGCAAAGGGUGUCCCCUGCUCCUAUGGAGAUCACAGACUGGUGGGACUGACAACACAAACCACUAGAUGGAAACCCACUGUGGACCAGAUAGUGUCUCACUAAAUCACUGUCAAUAUUGUCUUGCUUUAUCCUUAUAAGAACCCAUUUUACAGAGAAAGAAACUGAGAUAAACAGAGAUGCCUUGGCUUGACUAUCAAGUUUCUGAGUUAAGAUUAAAACUCUGGUCUUCAUGUCUUAAGGCCUACUAGUCUAUCUACUGCACCAUCAUCUGUAUUCUGAUUUUGUAACAGAAUAUUAUAAAAAUGUUCUCACAUGUGUAGGGUAAAAAAAAAAAAGAAGAAAAAUUGGGCAAAUUCCCUCUUAGAGAUAGAAAUUCAUUCUUUUCAAUUCUAACUAAUUAAAAGUUAAUUAUUAUUAAACAGAUUUAUAUUGCUAUUGAUUCAUGACAUGCAUUGGAUUAAAUGACACAUGCACACAAAGGUCAAUUGCAAAUAAUGCUUUGUGUUGUUGGGUUAUUUUUUUUUUAAAUAAAGCUUUUUAUUUACAAAACA